Lemur catta (Ring-tailed lemur) is the source of this 1382-nucleotide messenger RNA. Its product is annotated as olfactory receptor 5B3-like. NCBI's taxonomy places the organism in Eukaryota, Metazoa, Chordata, Mammalia, Primates, Lemuridae. Gene Ontology annotation, molecular function: olfactory receptor activity; odorant binding; G protein-coupled receptor activity. Gene Ontology annotation, cellular component: membrane. Gene Ontology annotation, biological process: G protein-coupled receptor signaling pathway; sensory perception of smell. The coding region runs from base 290 to 1228 and encodes 312 amino acids. The transcript has 2 exons. The record is from RefSeq and is a predicted model, not a curated record.
GGUAAUUUUAUUAUGUUUAUUUUAUAAUAUAAUAAAGAAGGAGGUAGGUGACUCUUCCAAGGGCACAGAAAGAAUGCAUGGUAGAUUCAUUAUCUGAACAUGUAUUAAUGUCUUUUCCUUCAUCUUUCCCUGAUUUAGAGACCUUGGAACCAUUGGCCACUACCCAAGAGAGAGCUUCUCUAACAGAAUUUGUGCAGGGAAGAAUUUCUGAUAUUGAACUCACUGUUCAUGGUUGACUGUCUCUUGUCUUCAAGAAGCAAGGAUGUCUUCUGAUGCCUGAAUAACACUGAUGGAGAACAGUACAGAAGUGACACAGUUCAUCCUCCUAGGACUAACCAGUGCCCCAGAACUACAGCUCCCCUUCUUGAUCAUGUUCACUCUCAUCUACUUCAUCAAUGUUUCGGGAAACCUGGGCAUGGUUAUUUUGGCUCUCUGGGACUGUCGUCUCCACACUCCCAUGUACUUUUUCCUUGGUAACCUGUCUCUGGUGGACUUUUGUUAUUCUUCAGCUGUCACUCCCACAGUCAUAACUGGGCUCCUUUUAGGAGACAAGGUCAUCUCCUACAAUGCAUGUGCUGCUCAGAUGUUCUUUUUUGCAGCCUUUGCCACUAUGGAAAAUUUCCUCUUGGCCACAAUGGCCUAUGCCCGCUAUGCAGCCGUGUGUAAACCCCUACAUUACACCACCAUGAUGACAACGAGUGUGUGUGCAUGUCUGGCCAUAGGCUGCUAUGUCUGUGGCUUCCUGAAUGCCUCCAUCCACAUCGGGGAAACGUUCAGUCUCUCUUUCUGUAAGUCCAAUGUGGUCCAUCACUUUUUCUGUGAUGUUCCAGCAGUCAUGGCUCUGUCUUGUUCUGAUAGACAUGUGAAUGAGCUGGUUCUUGUUUAUGUAGCCAGCUUCAAUGUCUCUUUUGCCCUCCUAGUUAUCCUGAUAUCCUACCUAUUCAUAUUUAUCACCAUCCUAAAGAUGCACUCAGCUGCAGGACACCAGAAGGCUUUGUCCACCUGUGUUUCUCACCUCACUGCAGUCUCCAUCUUCUAUGGAACUAUAAUCUUCAUGUACUUGCAGCCCAGCUCCAGUCAUUCCAUGGACAUAGACAAAAUGGCAUCUGUGUUCUAUACUAUGGUCAUCCCCAUGCUGAACCCUGUGAUUUACAGCCUGAGAAACAAGGAGGUGAAGAGUGCAUUCAAGAAACUUGUUGAGAAAGCAAGGUUGUCUCUAGGAUUGUAAAUUUAAUGUACUAACCAUAAUAACCUAGUUUCAUUCUGCUGAGAUAUUCUCCAUGGCCUGAAUCACAUUUUAAGACACACAUGGAAGUUAAGUUCCAAAAAUGAUACUGUUAACUCUUCAAAAGUGUAUUGUCUGGGAAAAAUAAAAUAUUAUG